Messenger RNA from Ziziphus jujuba (common jujube), 5631 nucleotides. RefSeq names its product putative disease resistance RPP13-like protein 1. Bases 1373 to 3196 code for a protein of 607 amino acids. NCBI's taxonomy places the organism in Eukaryota, Viridiplantae, Streptophyta, Magnoliopsida, Rosales, Rhamnaceae. The record is from RefSeq and is a predicted model, not a curated record. The transcript has 2 exons. Gene Ontology annotation, biological process: defense response to other organism.
CUUUGAAAUUUUUGUCAAAGUUGGCAACCGAAAAAAAACACUAAUGUAUACUAGUUUUACUUUGAAAUUUUUGUCAGAGUUGGCAACCGAAAUAAACACUCACUUACUGCUCCUCCAUACAUUCCUAGUCAAUCAAUACUCCAAAAAGAGACAAAAAAAUCAGUCUUUCUUCCUCAUCAGUUUAUCUUAUAUUCUUCUGGAUUAAUUAUCACUAUCAAAGGGGACUUGAUAGGUGAAUUAGAAGAAGUACAAUUCACUAGCCUUGUUCUAUCUUCAUCUCUGAUAUCUAUCUCUUGCAAUCUCUUCCACUUUAAUUUCCAUCUAAUUAUGGCGGAGGUUUUGGUUUCUGUGGUGAUGGAACAGUUGGCUUCCAUCACAACUGACUUGGCGAUGCAACAGCUGAGGCCGGUGAAGGAUGUUGAUAAAAACAUAUCCAGUCUCAGAAGAAAGCUCAAGGACAUAAAAGCUGUGCUGGAGGACGCCGAAAGGAAGCAACUUAACGAUGACGGCGUUAGACAUUGGUUGGAGAAGCUCACUGAUGUUUCUUACGACAUCGAUGAUGUGCUGGACGAGUGGAGCUCUGAGACUCUCAAAUCCGAAAUUCAGAAACGUGUGGAAGCAGAAGAAAAUGAUCCCUAUCAAAAAGCAGCUGAUAAGAAGAAGGUAUGUACUCCAUUGACCCCUUCUUGCUUUUGUGUUAACCAACUUAAACGAGUUAGUGUACGCCGAGUUAUUGCUCACAGGAUCAAAGAGCUUAAUGAAACAUUAGAUGAGAUUGCCAAAGAAAAACAACAUUAUUCAUUGGAAACAACAAAAGUUGUUCAAAAGCAGACAAGAGAGGCUGUCUCCCUUGUUGAUGAGUCUCAGGUGUAUGGUCUGGAUGGGCAUAAGCGUGCUCUAAUAGAAAAGUUGCUCAAUGAGAGUAGUGAAGGACCUGAUGGUGGUAAAUCAAUUCCUAUUAUCAUCCCUAUUGUGGGGAUGGGGGGAAUUGGGAAAACCACUCUUGCCCAACUUGCAUUCAAUGAUGCAGAGAUCAAAACACACUUCACUAAGCGGAUGUGGGCGUGUGUUUCAGACACUUUUGACGAGAUUAAAGUUGCCAAAGCAAUUAUUGAAUCUCUCAAAGGUAGUCACCAAAAUUUAGAAACACUGGAAGCUUUAUUCCAACGUAUUCGGGAAUCCAUCGAGGGAAAGAAGUUCUUUCUUGUCCUAGAUGAUGUAUGGAGCGAUGACCAUGAAAAAUGGGAAAAAUAUAUUCAAGUGCUUAGAUUGGGUGCUGUAGGAAGUAGGGUGUUGGUAACAACCAGAAAAAAGGAAGUUACGAUAAUGAUGGGAGCAGCCACCCAAAUGAUUACCCUGCAACUGCUGUCUGAUGAGCAUUGUUGGUCAAUAUUCAGUGGCCUUGCAUUCAGGGACAGAAACAGUGAAGAGUACAAAGAAUUUGAGAGAGUUGGGAGGCAAAUUGCAAAAGAGCUUAGGAAGUUUGAUGCGUUCCAAGGUGACUGAAAAGGAGUGGAAGGAUGUUCUAUCUAGUAGAUUCUGGGAGUUAAAAGAUGAACAAACCAAAACUUUUGCUCCAUUCUUCUUGAGCUAUUAUGAUUUGUCUCCUAGAGAAAGACGUUGCUUCUCUUAUUGUUCUGUAUUUCCUAAAGAUUUUAAGUUUUGGAAGGGUCAUUUGAUUGAGACGUGGAUGUCACAAGGUUAUUUAAGUGGUAGUCAAAAUCCGGAGGAAGAAGGUGAAAAGUGCUUUGAAAUUCUGACCAAGCGGUCUUUCUUUCAUGAUUUCAGGUUUGGUUAUAAUGGAAGAAUUGUAAGUUGCAAAAUGCACGACAUAUUGCACGACUUUGCCCAAUUUUUGACAAGAAACGAAUGCUCUGUCAUGAGAGUUCAAGUUGAUAUGGAGGAAAGAGAGCGUCCUGGUGUUGAAAAGGUCCGUCACUCUUGGUUGUCAUUGGCACCUAAUUUUCCCAAAAUUCCCAUUUCAAUAUUUGUUAAAGGUAAUCUGCGUUCCCUUUUCAUAGAUUGUACUUCAGAUACUAGUUUAGGUGAUGAAAAUAUGGUGUUCUUUCAUCAAGACUUUCGUUAUCUGAAACAUCUUAGAACACUAGCUUUGAGAUCUAGUGGAAUAACAAAGGUUCCAGAGCAAAUUGGGCAGUUGAUACAUUUGAGACAUCUGUGCAUGUAUAAUAGCAUGAAUUUGCAAGAAUUGGCUGAUGAAGUAUGUGAUUUAUGUAAUUUACAAACUUUAAUACUUCAAGGAUGCAGCCGGCUUCAAAGACUACCAGAAGGGAUGGGAAAGCUAGUGAAUUUGAGACAACUUUACAUGCGUGGCUGUUCUGCAUUGGUGGGAUUGCCGAAAGGAAUUGGUGGACUAACUCAACUUCAGACUCUAGACACAAUGGUUAUACCAAAGAAGAAUGAAGCAGCAUAUUUUUUGAGUCUAGGAGAUUUGAAAAGGUUGAACCACCUUCGAUUUCAAACGUCUUUUUUUGAAAUAAGGAAUUGCUGUAAUUUGAUAAAUCCGAGCAGGAGUGAGUUAAUGUAUUGGGAAUGUCUAGUAAACGUAUUUCUAGAUUUUGGAGGGAUUGAUAAAAAGGAGGAAAUUAGAGACGAAGAAGAUGAAUUUGGUAUACUUGAAGCCUUACAGCCACACCCAAGCUUGAGAUAUUUACGAAUCAAACAAUACAAGGGUACCAAUUUGUAUCCCAAAUGGAUGAUGGGGUUGGAUAGGUUGACGGGGCUCGACUUUAUAGACUGCAAGCAGUGUGAGAGUUUACCUCCUUUGGGACGCUUACUACCUUCACUCGCAGUGCUUAGGAUUGAUGGGUUGGAUAAAGUGAAAAAGAUAGGUGAUGAGUUUCUAGGGCUUGGAGUGGAGCAAGUUGAAGCUGUAUCAUUCCCAAAACUGAAAUGGCUUUUCUUUUACAACAUGCGGGAUUGGGAAGAUUGGGAAGGCACUGCAGGCACUAGUCUUCAACCGGGAGUUAUGCCGUGUCUCAAAGUCUUAGAAAUUGAAAAUUGUGGCAAUCUCAAAUCACUACCACCCUAUCUCAAACACACUCCAUUGCACAUUCUACGUAUCAACGCCAGCGGGGUGCUAUCACAAUCUCUGCAAAACUCAGAAGAGGAGUUUACCAACAUUUCUCGAAUCACACGCAUCUUCGUUGAUGGUCAAGAGUUGGAAAAUAACAGUUAAAAAGAAGACGAGGCUAACAGUGAAGAAGAAGGAGGAGUUGUUCAAGAUUUAUCGCCACAUCCCACGCAUCAUCAUUGAUGGUCAUGAGGUACAAUUUUAUGACUCUCUCUCUCUCUCUCUCUCUCUCUCUCUCUAUAUAUAUAUAUAUAUAUGUAUUAUUUAAAUUAAUUAAUGGUUUAAUUUGACACAUCUUUUUUCUUUGUCAUUUUUUAUUUUUUUCUUUUUUUUUAAAUUAAAUAAAUAAAUAAUAUAAUUACCAACAAUUGCUAAAAUUGCAAGCGAUCAAGAUCCGAGUAGAACGUCAGCGAUGAUGAUAUUUCAUUUGAUUUCUAAAUCAACUUGCUAUAUAUGGAAAUUACGGUACACAUCCACUUCUUAUAAUUCGGUUUAAAAAUUGCUAUGCCUCCGGUAAUCCUCAUCUAGUAUUUAACUUGUUUUCCUUGGCUAGACAACAACAUUGAACCAUUAAUAAAAGCAUUUUCCAACUUGUUCAAGUGCUUAUUCCUUUCGACCUAUUGUAAGUAGCUGUGAUGGUCAUAGAUUCCAUAUAAUCUGUUAUGACACCCUAUAUCAUUUCCAUCCAAAACACAAAAACAUUAAGCAUUCCUAUUUACUACUAAUUAAUUUUAUAUCAUCUCAUUCAAAAUAUAAUAAUUAAUCUUUUAUAUAUAUAGUAUAUGAUUUUUAUUCCGGUUUUUUGGACAAAUUCCUGAACUCUAUAGGAAGUUGUCUGCUACACAUAUAUAUUGUUUUUCAUCCAUAUGUAUCCGUAUCCGUAUCUGUCUUCACUUUUAUAGGUUAACAAUAAUUUUGUUUUAGCUAGAUUUAGUUUAUAUUUCUUUGUUUUUUUUUUUCAUUUUCUCCAUCUUUUCUUCUAAUUCUGCAUCCUGAUUUCUUGAGGUUGUAACAUGUAUUCCAAAAAGAAUAUUUUCAUUCCAAACAGCAAACACAACUGAAGCUUCAAUAUUUACACAAGAAGAAUAUUUUUUAUUUUCAAGAUUUUAAGUCUACAUAUAGAGUUUUUCUAAGUUAUACAUUUUUACAUAUGUAUGAUUAACCAAUAAUUUGCUUCACAACCUAGUUCUAUAAAGCAUAUGCCCAUCACAUGACUUAAGCAUCGACCAUUGCAUUGCAGAAUUACUUAUUUUUGGUAGAUGUUGAAUAUUUAAUGCAGAACUUUGUAACUUUAAUGUUCUUGAUCUCUACAUUUAUCAUAAUUUGAUUAAUCUAUUAAUGUUUAGCAAACAAAUUAUUUUCUAUCUUUUGCAUUCCUGAUUUAGUUAUAAUUAUUCCCAAAACUGAAAAAGCUCUGCUUUUUACAAAAUGGUGAACGGAGAAGAAUGGUAAUUAGGCUAUGAACCAAAUAAAGCUGGAGAGAUGUUUAUGCCGUGUAUAUUUUUGCAUUGGUACAUAACUUUGCUUUGUCUUAUAUAUUUUUUAUUUUUUUUAUAAUAUCCAAAAAUAAUGCUAAUGUUACUAAUAAAGGUUCGUUUGGUAUAGUUGAUGAAAGUAAAGUUUUAGUUUGUAAAGUUUUAUAUAAUAGAUCUUUUUGAAAAAUACCUUUUAUUAAAAAGUUAAUAAGUGUUUGGUUGUAAAUAAAAAAAUUAUAUUAAAUGCUCAUUAAACUGUAUUAAAUGAUUAUUAGAUUUCCAUAUAAGAUAAAAGAGAAGAGCUUUUUUAGAGAAGCUUAAAAUUUGGGCUUUUCUAAAAUAACUUAAAAAAGCUCAUUUUUUGGUCAAUAAAUACUUAUUAACUUUUGGCAAACAUCUUUAUUUUUUGAUAAAAAAGUUUUUAACCUUCUAGUAAAGAUUUUGAGCCAAAAAAAAAAAAAAAAAAAAAUCCUGUCAAACAGAGCCUAAGUCUACCAAAAAAUUUACCAAAAAUUGACGUUUUGUAAAAUCAAUAUUUACAUAAAGAUUAAAAAGUAAAUUCUUAAAUAAAUAAAUAUAAUUUAUUAUAAACAAAUAAAAUAAUAAAAGCUCAUAUUUUUUUUUUUUUGGUUGUAAAUUAAUAAUAGCUUUUCUUUUGGUAAAACAUCUUUCUACUCCAAGCAUUAUUCUUGUGAUUGUUAUAAUUAUUUUCUCUUUUAUUCUUUUGGGCUUAGUGAAAAUGAUUAGAUGUGCCGAAUGAAUAGGGUUACUCUGUUUUAAAUCUAAUCUUAUUUAUUAUUUUGCAGGAUUUGUAUGAGCUCAACCAGUUCAUCAUUAAUCUCUCAAGUGUAACAUUGAAAGGACUUGAAUAUAAUAACUUCAAUUUUAAUUCAAUAAAUUUGCAAUUAUUGAAUUGUAUGUAAUCAAAUAUAAUAAAGUAGUUAUUUAUUUGUAAAAUGAAAAGGACUUAAAUGUAAUGAUGUUAUUUAUAUGUUGCUAUACUGAAUUGCAAGUCUUUAUAUCUUUUUGUAAUUCAAAGCUAUAUACUUUGUCCUUUUAAGAAAA